AUGAGUGGAAUCAACUUUGGCGAUUUCGUCAGAUCCCAGUAUACGCCGAUUCCCCUGCCGGAGCACGAUUUCACGGGGCAGACCAUCAUCGUCACUGGAGCCGGCCGCGGACUCGGCCGCGAGGCAGCGCUCCAUUUCGCUCGCCUGCACGCUGAGACGGUCAUACUAGCUGUCAGGGAUGCCAAUCAGGGUCGUGAAUGUGAGGCGUUCAUCGAGAAGUCCUGCCCGUCGUCCAAAGGCGUGGUUGAGACGUGGGAGCUGGACCUGACCAAGCCCACACUGAUUAAGCAGUUCAUAGCCAAGUCCAAGGACCUUCCGCGUCUGGAUGCCGUCGUCUUAAAUGCCGGCAUGAGCACCUUUUCGUUCGAAACCGUCGACGGCGUGGAGAAGACGCUGGCUACAAAUGUCCUGGGGACGUUUUUGCUCGCCAUCGGCCUGCUGCCCACUCUGCGACAGUCGGCCCUCGCAUGGAGCAUUCGGCCCCGACUCGUCCUUGUCGCCAGCGAAGCUCAUGCAGAGGCGAUCUUCCCCGAGAGGACGGCCAGCGAUAUUUUCGGCGCUCUCAAUGACGCGAGCAAGUCGGACAUGACGGACCGAUACAACACCACCAAGAUGCUCCAGCUGCUAGCCUUCCAUGGCCUCCGGGAUGCCGUCGACGCGUCCCCGCCCAAUGCCAUCAUCUUCACCGCUGUUGACCCCGGUCUGUGCCAUACAGGCCUUACCAGGGAGCUGCCGCUGUUCUUUCGCGCCAUCCAUCGAGUCAUGAGAACGCUGCUGGCCCGGACGGCAGAGGUGGGCAGUCGAUGCCUCGUCCAAGGUGCCGCAGACAAUGGCGCAGAUCACCACGGGGCUUACCUGAAAGAUGGUGUUCUUGGCAGACCUUCAGAUGUGGUGACGAGCCCCACGGGAGUGGAGCUGCAGGAACGGGUAUUCGCCCAGCUGGUCUCGGUGCUAUAUUCCCUGGAUCCGGAGACGGUGUCGAGCGGACUGCCGGCGGUGCCCGAGGGGGAGGCAACCCCAGGUUAUUGA
Messenger RNA from Ilyonectria robusta, 1029 nucleotides. RefSeq lists its product as uncharacterized. NCBI's taxonomy places the organism in Eukaryota, Fungi, Ascomycota, Sordariomycetes, Hypocreales, Nectriaceae. The record is from RefSeq and is a predicted model, not a curated record. The transcript is spliced from 2 exons. The coding region runs from base 1 to 1029 and encodes 342 amino acids.